AUCCGUGUCGCCGCGGUUCUUACCGAAUUAAGUUUCUGGAAGGAUUUUACUUGAUACAUAUGUCUAGACAUUUCCUGGACUUGUGGGCAAGUCCUCCGGCGCUUACUAGUGAGCACGCUCUACCGUGCUUGGGCCCAUAGGAAGCAUCUCAUAUGCGCAGUCUACACAUCGUCUCAGGGGAGGAUUAUUCAUCGCCUGAUACAUUCGAGAAGCCAGCCAGCCAGAUCAGUUCGGCGCCCUUUCGUUCAACCCGGGAUCCGGCGGAGUUGGUGUUGGCAAUGGGUCUUGCUUGUCCUGUUGCCUCUUUUGCCUCUGUUGCUACACUCACUGUUGUGAAAUGUCUGGGCACUUUACAAGGAAACGCCUCGCCAGUUCAAGGUGAAAGAAUGCGACCAGUAAACUCUAUACACCCAACGGCCCUGUUUCGCAGCCGCGAAGAUAGAAACGGGCCUGAAAUGUCACCAAUCGUAAUGGCAAUGUGGCAAAUUAUGAAACGAUUGAAUGAACAAUUAUACCACACUAGAGGUAGAGGUAUAGGCAUCACACAAGGGCGGAUGAAUUUGGAGGCAGGCAUUACUGUGGUUGAAACCUCCGAUCAGCACUACCUUGAGUCGGAGCAGUCGAGAUCAGUACCGCACCUGAUGAGACCGCGCAAAGGUAUAUGAUCUGACGCUCGACGCGUGAUUGCGACCGAGUUCCUGCUACGGCUAGACGGUAGGAGAUC
Messenger RNA from Cantharellus anzutake, 724 nucleotides. RefSeq lists its product as uncharacterized. The record is from RefSeq and is a predicted model, not a curated record. NCBI's taxonomy places the organism in Eukaryota, Fungi, Basidiomycota, Agaricomycetes, Cantharellales, Hydnaceae. Bases 153 to 665 code for a protein of 170 amino acids. The transcript has a single exon.